CUUCUAUCCACUCCAGCCAAGCCGCGCAGGCGCGCACUCCGCUCACCGACCACCGCCAUGGCGUCCAUCACCCUCCUCUCCCUCGCCCCCACGGCCGCCUUGCUCCACCUCCCGGCCUCCGCGUCCCUCUACUCCUCCUUCGCCGCCGCUCCCGGCCCCACCGCAGGCCGUCGGUCCGUCGUCCUCCGUGCCCGCCCGCGCCGCUGCGUCGCGGUCGUGUGCAGCGCCGCGGCGGCCGAGGCCACGGAGGCGGAGCCCGCGGAGAAGUUCCGGCUUGACAACCUGGGCCCGCAGAAGGGUUCGCGGCGGCGGCCGAAGCGGAAGGGGCGCGGUAUCGCGGCGGGGCAGGGCGCGAGCUGCGGGUUCGGUAUGCGCGGCCAGAAGUCGCGCUCGGGGCCCGGCGUCCGGCGCGGGUUCGAGGGAGGGCAGAUGCCGCUCUACCGCCGCCUCCCCAAGCUCCGCGGCAUUGCUGGCGGAAUGCAUAUUGGGUUGCCGAAGUAUGUGCCGUUCAAUUUGGGAGACCUGGCGCGUGGUGGGUUUAAGGAUGGUGACGAGAUAUCAUUGGAAUCCUUGAAAUCGAGGGGUUUAAUUAAUCCAUCUGGCAGGGAGAGAAAGCUUCCUCUGAAGAUUUUAGGAGACGGUGAUGUAUCAGUCAAGUUGAAUAUCAAGGCUGGGGCGUUCUCUGCUUCAGCCAAGGAGAAGCUCGAGGCAGCUGGUUGUACUUUAACUCUGUUGCCAAAGCGGAAGAAAUGGCUACCGCAGUCUUAUCUGAAGAACCAAGCUCGUGCAGAAGAAUACUUUAGCAAGAAAAAUGGUGGUGCUGCUGAAUCUGAUGAAGCAUCUGCUUAGAAUUCAUAUACGCUGUACUUCUCUUUUACCCUUUUCUUUAGCAUAUACUUAUUGCUCAAACAUUUCUGCAAAAGUCCCACACUCCACAAAUUUGUAUCUAUCUGAUAUGCAACCAUUUUUUUU
Molecule: messenger RNA, 972 nt
Organism: Oryza brachyantha (malo sina)
Lineage: Eukaryota; Viridiplantae; Streptophyta; Magnoliopsida; Poales; Poaceae
Product: 50S ribosomal protein L15, chloroplastic
Exons: 3
Coding region: 58-849 (263 amino acids)
Biological process (GO): translation
Cellular component (GO): ribosome; cytosolic large ribosomal subunit
Molecular function (GO): structural constituent of ribosome
Source: RefSeq, a predicted model, not a curated record